Messenger RNA from Alternaria burnsii, 960 nucleotides. RefSeq lists its product as uncharacterized. The record is from RefSeq and is a predicted model, not a curated record. The coding region runs from base 1 to 960 and encodes 319 amino acids. Gene Ontology annotation, biological process: proteolysis. Gene Ontology annotation, molecular function: cysteine-type endopeptidase activity. The transcript is spliced from 2 exons. Lineage: Eukaryota; Fungi; Ascomycota; Dothideomycetes; Pleosporales; Pleosporaceae.
AUGUCCUACAGACGCAAGAAGAGUCUCCUCAUCGGCAUCAACUAUGUUGGUAGUAGCCACGAACUGAAGGGCUGCCAUUCCGAUGUAGACAACAUGGCUGAAUUCCUUUCUUAUCGCGGCUACACUAACUCACACAAAGAUCGUGUCAUCUUGACUGAUCGUCCUGAAGUACCAUACGACUCACCCUACUUCCCUACAGGCCACAACCUCCUCGCAGCCAUGGAUUGGCUCGUCUCUGAACCUGGUUGCACGCUAUUUCUGCACUACUCAGGCCACGGCGGACAAAUUGCAGAUGUAGAUGGCAAUAGGACCACGGGUAUGGAUGCUUCGAUCGUUCCUGUGGAUUUCGAACAGCGGGGUCAGAUCUCCAGUACCAUUCUCCAUGAGCAUCUUGUUACCUAUAUGGCCCGUGACUGCACUCUCUUCGUCGUCAUGGACUGUUGCCACUCUGGUAGCGCACUCGAACUACCUUAUGUCUAUCGCUCCGAUAGCGACGGGCAGAUUAAUUUGAUGGACAACCUGAAAGCUGGGCUUAGGCUCGCCGACGAAGCUCGCGAUAUCAUCUCCGGUGGCUUCUCCUAUAGUAAAGUCGGCGAGGCGAAGGAGUUGCUUGCAGGUGCCAGCAGCUUCUUUAAGGGUCUGAAACAUUUCGGAGAAGAAGAGGAGGAAGGCCUGGAAAGCGGAGAAUUCGCGGGACAGUACGGGAGCGAACGGAAGAUGGUCACAAUGUUCUCUGGCUGUAGAGACGAUCAAACGAGUGCGGAUGCGCGCAUCCAAGGAGAGCCGACAGGUGCAAUGACAUGGGCGUUCUUGGAAAUGAUGAAGAGCGAUCAAAGUCCAAGUUAUGCUGAGACACUCAAGUUCAUAAGGAGAACGUUGGAUGAAAGUGACUACAAACAGAUUCCGCAGCUGAGUUCGGGAUUGGAUAUUGAUCUGGAUGAGAUGGCUUUGGUGCUUUGA